AUGAGAUUAGCAAAGGAACGUUCACGUGAGCGUGAAAUGGAUAGUGAAUUGAAUAAAUUAUGUUUGCCGGGUUUGCCGCCACUGCCAAAAAGUUUAAGCACAGCAGCUGCUGCAGGCGUUUCGUCGGCCGCCUCCUCAGCAACGCACUCGAAUACUGCGUCACCGUUAAACAACCAUCAUCAGCAUCAUCAUGCAUUGCACGGUGUCGAGAGUGUGGAUCUCUUUUUGGGACCCUCAACAUCGGCGGCCGCCACUCGUAAUCACUACCGACACGGCAGUUUGUCCUCGACACAAGAGUCACUAAGUGAUCGUGAAAGUAUACACAGUCGCGCAUCUUCGUCGCACAGUAGUCAUCAUACACCCACAAAUACCAAUACCGAUAAUGGUGGCACAUCAAUCUCGCUAAGUGGUGGCAGUGGUAGCAGCACAACCAGCACGUUGGACACACAACUAGCCAUAUUGCGUCGUGAAAUGUAUGGGCUGCGUCAGUUAGAUCUUUCUUUACUCUCACAAUUAUGGGCACUCAACGAAUCGAUUCAGGGAUUUCGUGUAUUUCUACAAGAACAAGAAGCGCUCUCACCGCCAUCACCCUCACCAACGCCAUCUGACACUAAUUCGCUUACAUCAGAGGCGGAAGAGGAAUCAUAUUCAGCGCAACCAUUGAAAUUACAACAUCCCAUUGUUGCACAAGCAGCAUUACCACCUGGUGGCUCGACAACAUCGCACGCCUCAACAAGUUCAGCGUCUGGCACGUCGGGCUCCUCAUCGGCUACCUCUUCGAUGGGUAAGCAUGGCGGUAUGCCAUUACCGCCGGCACCACAAAAGACACACCCACAGCUGCCACGUAUUCUGCAGCAACGUAUGCGUCGUGCACCGCCGCCACCGCCACCAACAACACGACCCAAAACGACUAGGGACGCAAUGGCGGCAGCCAAUGGCACAGCAACGACACCAGUGCCACAGAGACCAGCAUGACAAAACCCAUUCUUGGAUUAAGCAUACAUACAACGUAAAGUGUUUGCUUAAUUCAAGAAUGUUGCUCUAAACAAAAAUUUAUAGCUCGUAGACUAUUCAAACGUUUGUGACUGUAGUACGUGUAGGCUUGUUGCCAUUUGGGAAUAGUCGUGCAAGUCGUAGAGACAAAUAUUGUCAAUUAUGUGUUGCGAUUGUGUCGCUAUGUAGAAGGAAAAACUGACACGUAAACGUUGAAGCGCAAUUAUGAAUAACAUAAUCAAAAUAUAUUCAGUGGAUUUAAUAUUUGCGUAUUUCGAAAGUGUAUUUUAGACGCUUGUAAACGGUAAACAUUUGCGGUAGAAUUUAGCGUUUAAUUUUAAAAAUUAUAGCGCGUUUUAUUCAGUGCGUUCCAUGCAAUUGUAUCUAGUAAGUAAGCGCGUAAGCUAAUCAAAAUGUAAUGAAUGAAAUAUCGGUGUCGUAUUGUACACAUAUUCCCAAAUAUUGCUGUUAAAGGGUUAAAAAACAAAGAAAAUGUAACGAAUUGAAUAUCAAACUUUAGAUAUACGAAAAUUAUUGAUUAAUACAUAUUGCUAUAAAGUCUGUUUAAAUAUUUUCCACUAUACACAAACUUACAUACACAACCCACAUGCACAACAACAACGUGAAAGUGCACACAUCUGUAACCAAAAUACACAUUGCAUCCUAACACCACGCUGCAUUUACGCAUAGAAGAGGUGUUGUGCCAAUAUGCGAUGUCAUUCACUCCACUCCAUUGUAGCCCUUGGUGGUCACAUUUAACGAAACAAAAUUAUACUAGGAACUAUGACGAAAACGAUAAACAAAAACGAUCUUAGCUGAUUUUAGCCCAAUACAUACCAUAAAUAAACCUAAACAGAAGUAGCACUAGACGUUCAAUUUAUAUUCAGAAAUUGCAAUCAAUUAUAUAAAUUACAUACAUAAAUAAUAAACGGCUGCACAAGUCGACUUACAACUUAUUUCAAAUUAUUCGUUUGUUUAACAUAACACUGCAAUGUUCCUUGUUC
This is a messenger RNA of Bactrocera dorsalis (oriental fruit fly), 1997 nucleotides long. It is a transcript of the gene lmgB, whose product is annotated as putative protein TPRXL. The record is from RefSeq and is a predicted model, not a curated record. NCBI's taxonomy places the organism in Eukaryota, Metazoa, Arthropoda, Insecta, Diptera, Tephritidae. The coding region runs from base 1 to 975 and encodes 324 amino acids. The transcript has a single exon.